Cannabis sativa is the source of this 884-nucleotide messenger RNA. Its product is annotated as CEN-like protein 1. Bases 105 to 659 code for a protein of 184 amino acids. Gene Ontology annotation, biological process: vegetative to reproductive phase transition of meristem; flower development. The record is from RefSeq and is a predicted model, not a curated record. The transcript has 4 exons. Lineage: Eukaryota; Viridiplantae; Streptophyta; Magnoliopsida; Rosales; Cannabaceae.
CCCCCAUAAAUCAACUGUCUCCUACUACCACAAGCCAAUAGAGAUACUAGUCUCUUACUCAUACCCGGCCCUUCCAUAUUAUUAUUUUCCCUUUCAAUUAUAUUAUGUCGUCAAGUUCAGUCUUCAAACCUUUCAGUGAGGAUCUAAGUGUCGAUUUAACUUUGGAAAGAAUAGUAGGAGAUGUGGUGGAUAAUUUUAUCCCUACUGUAAAAAUGACUGUCAUUUAUAAUUCCAACAGGCAACUUAUCAAUGGUCAUGAGCUCACACCUUCUCUUUUUAUCUCUAAACCUCUAGUUGAGAUUGGAGGAGAAGAUAUGAGAACAUCUUAUACACUUAUUAUGACAGAUCCAGAUGCCCCAAGUCCUAGUGAUCCCUACUUAAAAGAACACCUUCACUGGAUAGUCACAGACAUCCCUGGUACAACUAAUGUGUUGUUUGGAAAGGAAAUUGUGAGUUAUGAAGCUCCAAAACCAAUGGUGGGGUUUCAUAGAUUUGUGUUCAUCUUAUUUAAGCAGAGAGGAAGACAAACUGUGAGGCCUCCAACUAUGAGAGACUGUUUCAACACAAGGGCAUUUUCUCAAGACAAUAAUCUGGGCCUCCCAGUUGCUGCAGCAUACUUCAAUGCACAGAAAGAGACUGCUUCUAGAUCAAGAAAAUAAAUUCAUAUAUCAUCAUAAAAAUGAUAAGAUAUUAAAUAAUGAAAGAGAAAAAUAGCUUUCUUUUUCCUUGGUUGUUCUAUCUAGCUAUUUAAAACAAGUGUUUCAGUGAAAGUUGACAACAUUUGAUCUUUUAAUUUUCGAGAUGUUAUUUAUGAUUUAGCAUUAUGGAGUAAUAAAUAUUGUAAGAGAACCUAGCUAAUAAGAAGGGGUUUGUUUGUUUGCUCA